CAUAAAAUACUACUUAAAUAUAACAAUAAAACUAUUGAGUUAUGGUUUGCGACUUAGAAAAGAAAAUAACGACGCAGUCACAUGGCUUUUAGAAUGAACGAGCGUAUAUUUAGGACUCGAUAUAUUUUUAUAGAUUCUAAAAAUAUGCAACGCUCCCAAAUAUUUUUAGUAAACCGUUUGGUAUUAUGUUUGUUUUUAACGAUAUCGGUAAGAUAAUUUACAAGUGUCUAUCCAUUUAUAUUAUGUAACUGCUUCGAUUUUUACUAUUUAUUCACUUUACAAAAUCAGCUAACUUUGUAUUUUAUACUGUGUGCAACAUACUCUCACCAGUAAUACAGUUCAAUCAAAUAACAGUGGAUUGGAGUCAUAAAGCAUAAGUAAGCAUAUUUUCAUUUCCUAGGUUUCAUAUAGAUGAUAUUAUUUGAAGCCUUGAAAUUAAAAAUAUAAUUGAAAAUCGUUCAGCAGUCCUCAGCUCUGGAGCAGAAGGCAAAGGAGAUGAAGAUGGCGGAAGAGCUGAUGCAGGGCAUCGAGAAGAAGUUCCAGGUGGACCUGCAGCGCUCCGUCGACCAGGUGUUGUUGAAGAUAAAAGUGUUCCUGAAUAACGGCUCCAGCGUGGUCCAGCACAAGCUACAGACCCUGGAGGAGGGGCUCGCCGACCUGCGCCACACUCUUCAGGACAAACAGGCAAUGAUACACUAUUUUAUUCUGUGUGGGAGUAAUACCUGGGUCCUGGCCCAUAUAAUAUGACAUACAUGAUAAGGUCUUAACAGCCCCCUAAGCUUGUUGGAAUAUUUAUCACCCCUUGGCCACUGCAGACUGGUCCAGAUACGAUCUACCUAACGUUACGAUCUACCAAUUGCGUGAUUACAAAUUAAAAACGAUAGGCACGCGCUGGCGUCUCAGCCCACAAGA
Molecule: messenger RNA, 912 nt
Organism: Plutella xylostella (diamondback moth)
Lineage: Eukaryota; Metazoa; Arthropoda; Insecta; Lepidoptera; Plutellidae
Source: RefSeq, a predicted model, not a curated record